GAACUAACUCAGAUAGUUCCUUUCUUCCGUAUAUAAGUGGAAUAAGAUUUGUCAAUGUUUCAGUACAAAUCUCACCAUCAAACUCACCACCAUGUUGAUUUUGAUUGUCACAUUCUCCAUAUUUUCAUCUUCCUCAGCCAUCCCAGGCUAUCAUAGUGGUGGCCAUAAACUGCGGACAGUUCCUGAGGGGGCAUCAUACGGAAAAAUACAGUAUCCCCACUUUGAUAUAAUCGAUCUUGGAGAUUAUCGAAAGAAUGGUCUACCCCCGAAAUAUAUCCACGUCAACAAAAAAAUUGUGAUCAAGGAACCAAAACCUUAUCACGUGAAGGUACCACACCAUGUGCCGUACCCAGUUAUCCAGAAAGUACCUUAUCCAGUGGUGAAUAAAGAAAUCGUCAAGGUACCACAACCAAUACCUUAUCCAGUUCUGAAGACAGUACAUAUACCUGUGGAGGUACCCAAGCCAUAUCCAGUAUCAUCACAUGAAUACGAAGAGAAGACUGUACACAUACCUGUGGAGGUACCCAAGCCAUAUCCAGUAUCAUCACAUGAAUACGAAGGGAAGAAUGUACACAUACCUGUGGAGGUACCCAAGCCAUAUCCAGUACCAUUGCAUGAAUACGAAGAGUCUUCUUCGUCAGUAGGCCAAACAGGGUAUGGUAGUGAGACGCCUGAUACAAAUCUAGUAGAUUCACAUCAAAAUGAUGCCAAAUCGUUUGUUCACGAAGAUAAUUAUGAUAAAGGACCUUGGAAACCUGUUGAUUUGGACCAAUAUCGGAAAUUGAAUGAAUACAUACAACACCAGGUAAGUCAAGGUGGAGAUAUUUUGAAACAGCACGAUCCAGAGGAGAGACCAGUCUACGAGGAUAAUCAAGAUCACUAUUCAAGUUGAUUCUUCAUCUUUGAGCAUUUGUAUAUAGAAUUUUUUAAUAAAUUGUUUUGUUACGUA
Harmonia axyridis is the source of this 949-nucleotide messenger RNA. RefSeq lists its product as uncharacterized. The transcript is spliced from 2 exons. The coding region runs from base 92 to 892 and encodes 266 amino acids. The record is from RefSeq and is a predicted model, not a curated record. Lineage: Eukaryota; Metazoa; Arthropoda; Insecta; Coleoptera; Coccinellidae.